Messenger RNA from Scheffersomyces amazonensis, 833 nucleotides. Its product is annotated as MIND complex subunit. Gene Ontology annotation, cellular component: MIS12/MIND type complex. The coding region runs from base 110 to 712 and encodes 200 amino acids. The record is from RefSeq and is a predicted model, not a curated record. NCBI's taxonomy places the organism in Eukaryota, Fungi, Ascomycota, Pichiomycetes, Serinales, Debaryomycetaceae. Gene Ontology annotation, biological process: chromosome segregation. The transcript has a single exon.
AUUUCUCUUUUCGGUGAAGUCGCACGACCAGUGCGUGCACACAGCACCGUACAGUACAGUCCAUAACAAACAUAACAUACCCUUAGUUAAGCUGCCUCUACUCAAACUAAUGACCAUGACAGAUACCAAUAACGUAGAGAGAAUUCGGUUUGAACGACUCGAAUUGGUGUGCCGUAAGGCGUUGGAGCACCUGAUCAAAAAAUCACUCUCAUUGGACCAGAUUAAGGCAUGUUACCCCACGAUCUCAUCAUCUGAGGACGGUACAAGAGCUCUAGAAGUAGCCCGAUCUCAGAUGAUAAGUUUCUGGAGAAGCAGUUCAUUAAAGGAGUUUGAACUUAUCUUUAAGGAGCGAGACAUUGAGGCCAAAUUGAAUGAAUUGGAUGAGGUUAUUCAGAUGGCUCAUCAACGGAAGCUGGCUGGAGUAGAAGUGCCUACUAAUAUAGAGAAGUAUAGUGCUAAGGAAAUCAUUGAUUCUACCGUGUUAGACAGUUCAGAAUCAACUAUAGAGAAUCUUACUAUGAUAUAUAAUCAGCUUUGUGAAGAUAAUCGGGAGUUUUAUGCCGAAUUGAAGGACUUAACGGCCAAGAGUGAAACAGUCAAAGAUGAAGUUAAUGAAUCACUAGCGACAUUAGACAAGGAAGUGGCUACUGUAAGUCAGGGGAAUCCUGCUGCUAAGAUAGAAGCAUUACUACUGGAUUUUGAUAGUGUGUGAUGGGUUAUGUAAAUCUGUGUAAUUAUAUAAUAAUUAAAUAUGUAUAAUAUAAUAUAGUGUAUGAUAGUGUAGACUAUGUUAUGUAGACUAUGUUAUGUAGACUAUGUUAUGUAGACUAUGU